AUGAUGGAAGCUGAUCGGCCUGGGAAACUUUUCAUAGGAGGCCUCAAUACAGAUACCAAUGAAAAGACUCUUGAAGUAGUAUUUGGGAAAUUUGGACAUAUACUGGAAGUUCUUUUGAUGAAGGACAGGGAAACCAACAAGUCCAGAGGCUUUGCUUUUAUUACUUUUCAAAGCCCAGCUGAUGCUAAGGAUGCUGCCAAAGAUAUGAAUGGGAAGUCUUUGGAUGGAAAAACAAUUAAGGUAGAGCGAGCCAACAAACCAUCUUAUGAAGGUGGUAAUAGGCGAAGACUACCAUCUCUUUCAAGAAACAGAGGGCCUCCAAGAAGUCUGAGAUGUGUCAGAGGAGGAAGUGGAGGAACAAGAGAGCGUCCUUCACGUGCAGGACACUUGGAUGAUGAUGGAUAUACUGUGAAUCUCAAUAUAAGUUCUUCUAGAGGGCCAUUUCCUGUUAAAAGAGGUCCCACAUCAAGAAGUGGAGGUCCUCCUCCUAAAAGAUCUGCUCCAUCUGCUCCAACAAGAAGCAGUAGUAGUGUGGGAGGACGAGGUCCUGUGUCUCGAAGGAGAGAGUAUUAUGGAGAUGGGCCACGUAGAGAGCAAGUCUCUUCCCGGAGAGAUGAUUAUGUGUCACCAAGAGAUGAUGGUUACUCUUCUAAAGAUAGUUAUUCAAGCAGAGUUUAUCCAAGUUCCCGAGACACCAAGGAUUAUGUUCAGCCACAUAGAGAAUAUGCAUACCGUGAUCGUGAUUAUGGCCAUUAUAGUUCUCGAGAUGAUCAUUCUUCUAAAAGCUAUAGUGAUCGUGAAAGCUAUGGUGGAGGUCGUGAUAGAGAUUAUUCUGAUCAUACAACCAGAAGCUCUUACAGAGAGGCAUAUGAAAGUUAUGGGAGCUCCCGAAGUGCACCACCUACACGAGGACCUCCACUGGCUUAUGGUGGAAACAGUCGCUAUGAGGAUUACAACAGCUCAAGAAAUGGAUAUGGUGGAAGUCGGGAAACUUAUUCAAGUAGCCGAAGUGAUGUCUAUUCAAGUGGUCGUGAUCGUGGUGGUAGACAAGAAAGAGGGUUUACAUCUUCUCUGGAAAGGGUGUACAAUACUCCCAGAGAAUCAUAUAGUAGCUCCAGAUGUGGGGGUUCUAGAGGUCGUGAGGGAAGCCGAUCUGAAAGAGGGGCCCGAAGCAGAUAUUAA
Urocitellus parryii (Arctic ground squirrel) is the source of this 1182-nucleotide messenger RNA. Its product is annotated as RNA-binding motif protein, X chromosome-like. The record is from RefSeq and is a predicted model, not a curated record. Lineage: Eukaryota; Metazoa; Chordata; Mammalia; Rodentia; Sciuridae. Gene Ontology annotation, molecular function: RNA binding.